AUGGGAUCGAUUUUCAAGAACUUCCUGGGACUCUCCAAGGCCAAGGAUGAAGACAGCUGCCCUGUCUCUCCUUCCAAGAGGCCUGUCAGGGCGCUUCCGGCUUCCUGGUACCUUUCGGAAGACCUCUACCAACUUGAGCGACGAGCCCUUUUCUCGAAGAAAUGGCUCCUCACAACACAUUCAUUGCGUAUUCCCAGCCCUGGUGACUGGUCUCGUUACGGUAUCGCCGGAUACUCGUUCAUUCUUGCGCGCGGCUAUGACAAUAAGAUCAAGGCGUUCCACGACAUAUGGACCGAUCGUUUCAACGACGACCUCGCUGAGACGCUCCUUACCAACGCCAAUGGCGACAUCGACACCAUUCACGUCCACACCGAUCUGAAUAACUUUAUCUGGAUCAACCUCGACGCUGGCGAGCAACCCGAAAUCACCUGGGACCGCGAUUUCAAAGACAUCGACCUCCAGCCCCGCUUCUCACACUUCAAUUUUGAUAACUAUGUCUACGACCACAGCUGGGAAAUGGACGGGGAAUACAACUGGAAACUGCUAGCCGAUAACUACAAUGAGUGCUACCACUGCUUGACAGCGCAUCCGGACGUACCUGCGAUCGCAGAUCUCAGCACGUACGACGUGGACACCAAGGACGGCAGCAUUAUCCAUUUCGCCAACGCGAAACAGGAAACCAUCGAUGCCGGGCUUGAGAUCGCCAGCACUUACUACUUCCCUAAUGCGUCGAUGACUCGCUUCGUCCCGACAUCACCCACUCACUGUGAUAUGCGGUACGAGGUCUACCGCAAUAAGGACUCCGAUGAAAAAGACUUCCAGCAUAUCAAUGAGAUGUACAAGCGAAUCAUGUCGGAAGAUAAAUUCCUCUGCGAAGGAACGCAAAGAAGUCUGAAGACUGGUGUCUUUGUGAAUGGUCUCCUGCAUCCACAUAUGGAGAAGGGGCCUCUUUAUUUCCAAUCUGUGGUGCGCGAGAAGUUGAUGGAGCACUUUGAGCGUGAGCAAGAGGUCGGUUGUCGAAUCUGGCCUGCUCGGGUUGACGAGACGAAGGCUCGGAUGGAGCGUAUGGUUAAGAAGGGUACUAAGACGGAUGACCAUGCGUCGCUAGGGUAUGAGGAUGUGAAGUCGUCUACGGGGAUGACUACUCGAAUAACGGAGACUGCUGUCUUUUGA
Penicillium maclennaniae is the source of this 1173-nucleotide messenger RNA. Its product is annotated as aromatic ring-hydroxylating oxygenase subunit alpha. The transcript is spliced from 2 exons. Gene Ontology annotation, molecular function: 2 iron, 2 sulfur cluster binding; iron ion binding. Bases 1 to 1173 code for a protein of 390 amino acids. The record is from RefSeq and is a predicted model, not a curated record. Lineage: Eukaryota; Fungi; Ascomycota; Eurotiomycetes; Eurotiales; Aspergillaceae.